AUGGCAACCUUUGCCUCUGAUUGGUUCUGCUCUUCUCAGCUGAUCUCCGAUUCUAUUGACCCUUUCGAGUUACUAAGUACUUGUGUAUCGGGUAGCAAAACCGCAUAUGCUGUGUUCUCGAUAUCGGCCAAGUUGUGGAUUAUGGAGCCGAGGAACUUCAAGAAGCUCGCGCCAGCACCGGCCUCACCUAGUAGUGUUGAAACCUCUAGUCAGACACCUAUAUCUAUACCGGGUCCCCGCAGAAACCUAACAAGGAAUGCUUGCUCCCCUUGCAAACUCAAGAAGGCAAAGUGUGACGGAAACCGACCCCUGUGCGGGAGAUGCCAGAAAGCCGGCGAUACGUGCCUUUACGAAGCGAACAAAAGGGACAUCGGAAGAUUACAGCUACUAAGCGAGUCCGACGCAUCUAGAUUGCAGAAUUUCGAAGUAGUGUUUGGGAUAUUGCAAAAUGGGAACGACUAUGAAGCUGCCCACCUAUUUUCUCAAAUAAGGGCCGGGGAAUCUAUUGAAACGCUUGCGCCUGCAUUAACUACUUCCCUUUUCCAACCUUCAGCUUCAACGCCGUCCAAUCAAGUAACGUUAAUAUCAGGUCAGGCAACGGCAACUACACACGAUGGGUCCGAAGACCCUUCUUCAACAGUAGGGUCGGAAAGUUUUAUGGACCUCCUAUUUGACCAAAACGGCUGGGCCCAGCCUGAUGAUGGCAUUGACGGCUACGAUUCCCAAAUAGCCCAGGGAGGAUCACACGGCCAUGUCCCUGAUACCACCCAUACCGAUGGCCAAAAAACCCAAUUCUAG
Messenger RNA from Daldinia vernicosa, 798 nucleotides. RefSeq lists its product as uncharacterized. Gene Ontology annotation, biological process: regulation of DNA-templated transcription. NCBI's taxonomy places the organism in Eukaryota, Fungi, Ascomycota, Sordariomycetes, Xylariales, Hypoxylaceae. The record is from RefSeq and is a predicted model, not a curated record. Gene Ontology annotation, molecular function: zinc ion binding; DNA-binding transcription factor activity, RNA polymerase II-specific. The transcript has 3 exons. The coding region runs from base 1 to 798 and encodes 265 amino acids.